CUCUAGUCAGGUUGUGUUGAGUGAUAUCCGCCCUCCUCCAACAUACCAGAGCAUACUUACUAAACCACUACCGUUUAUUCGCUCAUUAGUUGUCUUCUGUAAUAAGUGGACAAUAAGAUUGACAUUCCGGUCAUUCAGGGUUUCCUCGCUGUCUGUUUGUUUGUUUGGUGUGUAGAUUCCCUUGUGAAUGGGUUAAACUGAAGAGGUCACAGGCAGAUACUUCCUUUGAAUCAGCUGCCAGGCUGUAAAGCCUUUCUGCAGAUCAAAGACAGUGCACAUCCCCCUUUGUUGUAAAACUUUUUGCCUUUACAAUAAACAAACCCUUAAAAUGCCUCUUGGAUUGGGUCGCAGAAAGAAAGCGUCUCCUCUGGUAGAGAACGAGGAGGCAGAACCCAUCCGGGCCGGGCUGAAUGUUUCAGGGGUUGAUAGACUGGAUGGUGGGGUAAGCUUGGGUGAAGGAGCUACCCAGGAGGGCCUGCCUCCUCCACCGACCAACAUGCGACCUCGUCUUAUCUUCCACACCCAGCUGGCACACGGCAGCCCCACUGGUCGCAUUGAGGGCUUCAGCAAUGUGCGUGAACUUUAUGCCAAAAUAGGAGAGGCUUUUGGAAUACCUCCAGCAGAGGUAAUGUUUUGCACACUGAAUACUCACAAAGUGGAUAUGGAGAAACUUUUGGGUGGCCAGAUUGGUUUGGAGGACUUCAUAUUUGCUCACACGAAAGGCCAGAGGAAAGAGGUGGAUGUAUUUAAAGGAGAAGAUGCUCUUGGGCUCACCAUCACUGACAAUGGAGCUGGCUAUGCUUUUAUAAAGAGAAUCAGAGAAGGCAGUAUUAUUCAUCAGAUCCAGGUCAUCAACGUGGGUGACAUGAUUGAAUCCAUCAAUGGCCAGAUACUCAUUGGAUGUCGCCAUUAUGAGGUUGCCAAAAUGCUGAAGGAAUUACCCAAAGAGAAAACCUUUGUCCUAAAGCUGGUUGAGCCUCUCAAGGCAUUUGACAUGAUCAGUCAACGCUCUGGAAGCAGGUCAGGUUCUGUACAGUUAGGAACAGGAAGAGGAACUCUGCGUCUGAGAUCAAAAGGACCAGCCACUGUGGAGGAACUGCCCUCUGCAUUUGAAGAAAAAGCUAUUGAGAAAGUAGAUGACCUAUUGGAGAGCUACAUGGGUAUAAGAGACAGUGAACUCGCUGCCACGAUGGUGGAACUCGGAAAGGACAAAAAGAACCCGGAUGAGUUUGCCGAAGCUCUGGAUGAGACUCUGGGCGACUUUGCGUUUCCAGAUGAAUUUGUGUUUGAUGUGUGGGGUGCCAUAGGCGACGCGAAGGUCGGUCGCGUGUAAUUCUAGAAAGCACUGCUUCAACGAACACUACAUAAAUUGUACAAUUUUGUGCUGUGUGGACGUAUAAUCUGAGAUGUGAGAUCGCUGGAAUCACCUGUAUGUAGUUUUUCAGUGUUUUUUUUUAGCUGGAGGACACAAUGUUGAAUACAGUUUUAAAAUGGUCUCUUACUAGUAGAAUAUUUAGUGUCGAGAAGAAUUGAAGGUGUUAACCGCAGGCUUUGGCUGCAGACUUUAGGGGUCCUGAAACAGCCAUCCCUGUGAAUUUUUUCUGUUACAUACUGUGACUUUCUCUUGCACUGUGUUGGCCUGCGCUGUAUAAACAAAGUGCACACUAUGGCACAGCUCACAGAACACACAGACAACACACAGUAUUGUGCUGGUCUGCACUGUAGUGACCUCCACUGUGUGGAUCUGUAUUAUUAUUAUUAUUAUUGAAGAGUUAUGGACCAACACUAGAUGGAUUCCCUAAAGCAUGUACUGUCUUAUGUAUUAUGUUUUCUCUUUAUAUGAAGGCUUUGAAAUGGUGGUAAUGAAUUGUACAUUGAUGUGACCUUUAGUGCUUCUUUCCAUUCCCAGUUCUGUGACUUCCAUUGACAUAGCCAUUAUCUUUUAAAAGAAAUAGGAAAAAGCAACAAAAACACGUUUUCGUUGUAGGAGUGCGGUGAAGUACCUUCUAAUGCCAAACAAAAGGAAAUCUUUUUCAGUAUUAGCAAAAGUAUUAUGAACAGUGUUUCAGCUGUUUAUCAUUCUAAGAAUUGCUGUUGGAUGGAAACCUUGCAUCUCCAUGUUUUUGUAUCUUUUUUUCACAAAUCUCAACUAUUGGUCUUCCUUGAUCUUGUCUGUGGGUUUAGCUAAUAUUUAACAAAUGAUAAGGAGCUUGUUAACUCUGACAAAACACAGUGUUUCGUUAUUUACAAAACACAGUGUUUUUUCCAUUCAUGAACAGUACAUGUUCUGAAGAUCCAAGGUUUCCGUUUGACAUCAUUGAAAGGACAUAUAGGGCCGGUAGAGACAUUGCUUAAAAUGUUUUUGUGAAGGUCAAAUCAAAUGUUACUGGACGAAAAAUAUGCACACUAGUUUAUCGUCUGAUCAUGUCUGAUGCGAAUACAUCCUUAGGGAUCUAUCGAAUCGUUGCAUCAUUAAUCCGUCGUUUACAAACUAAACACAAGCUUGAUAUUUCCUUGUUUUGUUUAUGUGAACAACACACUAAAUAAUGAUGUACAGCAAUAUGUACUGAAUCAUUUUCGUACAUGAGGACAUGUGUGAAAAAUUCUGAGCGAUAACUCGAAUGAAUCUAAGAUAGGAAUUGAUUUAUUGAAACAGAUUCAACUAAUCUGUCCGAAUUAAAUAGUGAUAUUAACAGUGCUUCAUGAAUGCUAAAAGAUGGAUGGGAUGAUGGAGUGAAUGAAGUGUUUUUACAGAAAUCACACUACAGCCAUAUUCUUAAACAUGACUAAGAAUAGCACACAUGUUACAGUAUCCAUGCCUUUAAACAGGCACUUCAACACUGUACUUAUGUCUUUCACAUCUGUAUCAGAGCAUGUUUGAAAUGUUAAAUAUAUUGAUCAUGUGAUGGUAAAAACUUUUCUUUUAUAAAUUAGCCGAAUGUCUUAUUUUCUUGUUUUAUGGACCAGAGCUGAAACUUUUUUUUUGUUUCUUUUCAUACUGUAAAGCUAUGCGUGUAGCUUGAACAUAGCUCUCUCAUGCACAUUUAGAUGAUGUUUCUAAGAAGUUAUAGUUUACACUGAUAAUGUUUUGAUGGUUUCAUGUCACACUGUACUACCUUUAUAUUGCAAUAGUCAUUAUAAGAGUCUGUUAGAUCUGUUUUAUUCAGGGACAGAAAUGGUAUUACACCACAUUGUAUUGUUUUUCUUUUAGAUCAGUUUCUCGAUAGUAUUAAAGUGCAGAAAAAGA
Molecule: messenger RNA, 3247 nt
Organism: Triplophysa dalaica
Lineage: Eukaryota; Metazoa; Chordata; Actinopteri; Cypriniformes; Nemacheilidae
Gene: gipc1
Product: GIPC PDZ domain containing family, member 1
Exons: 7
Coding region: 329-1333 (334 amino acids)
Molecular function (GO): protein binding
Source: RefSeq, a predicted model, not a curated record